This is a messenger RNA of Emiliania huxleyi CCMP1516, 637 nucleotides long. RefSeq lists its product as hypothetical. NCBI's taxonomy places the organism in Eukaryota, Haptophyta, Isochrysidales, Noelaerhabdaceae. The transcript is spliced from 3 exons. The record is from RefSeq and is a predicted model, not a curated record. The coding region runs from base 205 to 579 and encodes 124 amino acids.
AAAGUCAGCACCAGCUCGGACCUCUCCGGUCUCAAGGUCGUCGACGUGAACGGUUGGGCGCCCACCCAAGAUGGCCUCGCGCCGCGAAAGGAUUCCUGUCCUCCGCGCGUGGCUGCUCUGUUGCUACUCUGUUACUACUACCUCAGGUACGAGAACGAGAACGACCGCGCGCUCAAGACCCUCCUCGAUGGGGAGGCCGACGCGAUGUUCGUGUACGCCGACCAGGCGUACACGUACUCUUGCGCCGACAAGGACGUGCAGCCCGCGUGGGACUGCGAUCUGUGGAGCGGGCUCGGCACCAAGUUCGCCUACAUCCACACCGGCAUGUUCGAGACGGCCUUCAACGGCACGACCCUCACCAUGUCCAAGCGCGGCUCGGGGCUGUCGAAGAUUGUCAACCCGUGCAUCGACAAGUUCAUCACGACCAAGUCGUACUACGACAUCUGCGUCAAGCACGACUUUGUGGACGACUGCUACGCGAACGAGUUCUUCCCUGAGGGCUCGGACUCGACCGAUCCGUGGGAGCUUCCCACCAGCGAGCAGACCGGCGACUGCUCCUCGGGCUACUGCGGCUGCUGAGCUGGUAUGGACGCUAUGGAGGCCGCCGGCCCGUAUAAGCCGUACGUUUACAGUACAC